GUCCCCAAACACGUCGUUCCCGCUGCCAGCCUGGCCCACUGGCGACGUGACGGGCAUCCGUCCGGCCGCAGCGUGAUUCGAUGGCGUUGCACAACCUAUUAACCGCGCCUGUGCGCAGGUCGAGUGUCCUCUUCUUCCCUUCUUUUGCUUGCAGUCGUGCGCAACACUUACGGUUUUUGCGACUAUCAUUUGGGUACGGGCGGAUUAAGCGGAAGUGUAGCUAGAAGCAAGCGCAGUCAGCAAAGAUGUCAGCGAAACACUUCAUCAACGACCCGACGCACCUCGUCAACACCGCCCUCCUCGCCCUGACCCACACCAAUCCCUCCGUGACUGUAGACCUGGCUAACAAAAUUGCCUACCAUGCGCCCCCCACGCCCCAGGUCUCCAUCGUCAGCGGUGGCGGCUCCGGCCACGAGCCGUCCUUCUCCUCGUUCGUCGGCGCCGGACUUCUCUCCGGCGCGGUCGCCGGCACCAUCUUCGCGUCGCCAAGCGCGGAACAGGUCCGGAGAUGCAUUUUGCACCGCGUGGAUAAGAGUAAGGGCGUGUUGGUGGUGGUGAUGAAUUAUACGGGGGAUGUGCUGAAUUUCGGGAUGGCGGUAGAGAAGGCGCGGAGUAGGGGUGUGGAGGUCGACAUGGUGGUUGUAGGGGACGAUGUGGGCGUUGGGCGCAAGAGAGGUGGGAAGGUGGGCAGAAGAGGGAUUGCGGGCACGUGUCUUGUUCAGAAGAUUGCUGGAGCGUUGGCCGCGAAGGGUGCCAGUUUGAAAGACGUGUCGCGGAUAGCGCAGUUGACGGCCGAUAACAUCGUCUCGAUUGGUUCGUCUUUGUCGCACGUCCACGUCCCGGGGCGCAAGACGGAUGGCGGGGAAGAUGAGCUGAAAGAGUCGGAGAUCGAGAUCGGGAUGGGCAUUCACAACGAGCCAGGGUCUGAGCGGAGGACGACUGAUCUGCCAGAACUCGUGAAGACCAUGCUGUCGUACUGUUUGGACAAGUCGGACAAGGACCGAAACUUCUUGGACAUCUCUGACGAGGAUGAAUUUGUCCUGCUAGUCAACAAUCUGGGUGGGGUGAGCGUGCUAGAAUUAGGAGGUAUUACCAACGAAGUUGUGGAGCAGCUGGCUGAUGACUGGAAAAUCAAGCCUGUCCGGAUCCUGUCAGGCACGUACAUGACCAGCCUAAAUGGCCUAGGCUUCAGCAUCAGUCUACUCAAGGUCACGGACACUGGGUUGGGCGAUGAAAAGUCGAUGGUCAAGUUGCUAGAUGCACCCGCGGAGGCUACUGGCUGGGCUGCUGCGGUAACCGGCGACGCAUGGGCGAAAGGUGCUGACCUGGCAAAGGCAAGGCGAGGCUCCGACGAGGAGGAAGUGGAGCCAAGUAAUCUGCGAUCCGCAGAGCCCGACGUCACAAAUUACGACACUAUUGUCGGAGAUGGAGACUGCGGAAUAGGAUUGAAAAGAGGCGCUGAAGCCAUUUUGCAAAUGUUGGAUCGGACGAAGCAGACUGAGGAUCCUCUAAUUUUCUUGCAAAACGUUAUUCAGGUCGUCGAAUUGGCCAUGGACGGAACUUCCGGUGCCAUUUACGCCAUCUUCUUGAACGCGCUUGCCCAUGGCCUGCGACAAAAUUCGCCCUCAUCGCCAGCACCAAUCACGCCUCAGAUAUGGGCAAAAGCGCUCGAAUCCUCCUUGCAGGCUUUGGGAAAAUACACGCCUGCCAAACCAGGAGACCGAACACUGAUAGAUGCGCUUUAUCCGUUUGUGGACACACUCUCGAAAACAGGAAACGUAGAUUCAGCUGCCAAAGCGGCGGACCAGGGAGCGCAAGGUACAAAAGGGAUGAAAGCCAGUCUUGGACGAACGGUAUACGUCGGCGGGGAGGGCUGGGAGAACGUGCCAGAUCCCGGUGCGCACGGUCUUGCGGAGCUGUUACUGGGCCUCAAUGAGGGAUUGAAUAAGUGA
This is a messenger RNA of Paraphaeosphaeria sporulosa, 1952 nucleotides long. Its product is annotated as dihydroxyacetone kinase. The transcript is spliced from 5 exons. The record is from RefSeq and is a predicted model, not a curated record. Lineage: Eukaryota; Fungi; Ascomycota; Dothideomycetes; Pleosporales; Didymosphaeriaceae. The coding region runs from base 246 to 1952 and encodes 568 amino acids. Gene Ontology annotation, molecular function: glycerone kinase activity; ATP binding. Gene Ontology annotation, cellular component: cytosol. Gene Ontology annotation, biological process: glycerol catabolic process.